AUGCUGCGGCAGCGCUGCGGGCGGCUCCUGGCCCGGCUGGAGCGGGCGCUGCAGCUGCUGGAGCUCGGCGGCAGCGCGGAGGAAGACUACAUCCAGAUUGCUCAGUGCUUCGAGGCGACGCGCCAGAGAUGCUGCCGCCUGGAGCAGGACGGGCGGCGGGCCCGCGAGCAGCUGGCCCGCGUGGAGGCCGAGCGGGCGGCGCUGGAGGUGAAGCUCAAGCAUGCCCGCAACCAGGUGGAGGUGGAGAUGAAGAAGCGGCACCGGGCAGAGGCUGAGCUGGAGAAGCAGGAGCGCAAACUUCAACUAGUCUUCGAGUCCCUGAUGCGGGAGCCAUGGGGCAGUGGGGUGCUGAGUGGGGACCAGUGCUCCGUCCUCAGCGCCCUGGCCGGCCGGCGCCUUGGGGCAGCCCUGGCACCAGGCAGGAGGUCAUCUGCGGUGGACAAGUCGUGCCAGUCCCUUCUGUCCCACUCAGACAUCAGCUAUGACCGCACCGAGGAUGAUGUGGAUGUUGAUAUGACGGUGGUGCGGACCCUGAAGCGCAAAGCCCAGGAGAGGCAGCGUGCGUCCCUGGCCCCUCAGAUCGGCCCUGUGGUGGUGGCGAAGCGGCACCGGUCUUCUGUGGCAACCCACAAUGCCGUGAGUGUCCCCGCUGUGCCCCCUCCUGACGAAGUCCCAGGCCCUGCUGGCAGCCUUCUGCCCACUGCUUUGGUGCCAUGCCGCCGCUCUCGCCAGGGACACCGUGUCUCCACGCAAGCAGAGCUGACCACGGUGUGGGGCACCAGCGGGGAUCCAGGCUGCCAUGCUGUGGGGCAGGAGAGCCACACCGAGGGCAGCUCCGUGGGCCAGGCAGCGCCAGCCCCCUUCCCCUCACCUCCACGGGGCCUCCUGCCACUCCAGCACCAGUUCGCUUCCAAAACGGUGAUCCGUCCUGAGCCAUGCGGCGUCUGCGGCUCCCGCAUCCGUUUCGGGAAGGCUGCUGUCAAGUGCCGCCAGUGCCAGCUGCUGCUGCACCCCAAGUGCCGGGAGCAGUGCCCCAGCCCCUGCACGCCCCGGCCUCGCCGCCGUGCCUGGCCCCGUGAGGGCGUGCUGGCUGACUUCGCCCCUGCCACGCCGCCCUUGGUGCCGGCGCUGGUGGUGCAGUGUGUGACCGAGGUGGAGACGCGAGGCUUGACAGAGACAGGGCUGUACCGGGUGCCGGGUGCGGAGCAGCUGGUGCGGGAGUGGAAGCAGAGGCUGCUGCAGGCCGGGGGCACCCUGCCUGCCCUCAGCAGUGUGUCCGACAUCCAUGUGGUGUGCGGAGUGCUCAAGGACUUUCUUCGGGGGCUCAAGGAGCCGCUGGUCACCUUCAGCCUCCACCCUGCCUUCCUGCGGGCUGCUGACAUCCCGGACGAUGCUGCCUGCGGCACAGCCCUGCGCCACGUGGUGAGCAAGCUGCCCCCGGCCAACAGGGACACCCUGGCCUUCCUCAUGCUGCACCUGCUCAGGGUGUCACACAGCCCUGACUGCAAGAUGGAUGUCCUCAACCUGUCCCGCGUGUUUGGUCCCACACUGGUGGGACAUGGCUCAGCCAACCCCGCACCACUUGUCAUCAUGGAGGACACGCCACGGCAGUGCAAGGUGGUGUCUCGGCUCCUCUCACUGCCGCCUGACUUCUGGAGAGGCUUCGUGGGGACGGAGCAGGAGAACCUAGUGCGGACACCAGCCCUGGGGGGCGGACGCGAGCCGUUCUUCCGCCCCAUUGCCUCCCUGGAGCCCAAGCCGGGCCAGCUGAGCCCAGCCGGUACCUGCUGCCUCCCCAGCGCCCUGCGGAGCUGUGUGGGCACGGCUGCCCGGCCCCCGCAGGGGCCGGCCCCAAGGAAGGUGGGUCGGUUCUUCCCUUCUCCAGUGUAG
Gavia stellata (red-throated loon) is the source of this 1890-nucleotide messenger RNA. RefSeq names its product rac GTPase-activating protein 1-like. The transcript is spliced from 16 exons. Lineage: Eukaryota; Metazoa; Chordata; Aves; Gaviiformes; Gaviidae. The record is from RefSeq and is a predicted model, not a curated record. Gene Ontology annotation, biological process: signal transduction. The coding region runs from base 1 to 1890 and encodes 629 amino acids.